GAGGAAGUUCAUGUGAUGUUGAGAUAAUCAAGACUCCUUGUGAGUUACCUAUAUCGUUAAAUGCAUCAUCCCAGGUUCAACCAUUUAUAUCGUCAUGUGCUCUGCCCGCUACAUUAACAUCAACAAACACACAAGAACUGAUGAGUGCAUUAUGCACAUACAUCAUGGAGAUAGACGACGCCGAAUAUUUGGAGAAACAUUGGAUUCAGAGCACCAAGCCUUAUCCAAUUUCUUUAAGUCUUCAACAGCUUAAAAAUAUAUUGGAUGUAAAUAAACCGAUGGAUAAGGAUUGCUUCAACAUAGCUGUUCGGAUGAUCGCAUGCAGUGAUGCCUUGUUCUUGUUGGAAAACAAAUACCACUACAUGGAUCUACAGUUCUGUGUAUGUUGAUUAGUGAUUAAACUGUUUUCAUAUAAAUAUGAUCAUUAUAUUACUAUAUUUUACUAACAUGGUAAUAAACAGUCCAUAACUAAUUAUGGUCAAGACCCUCGCCUUCGUGCAAAGCUAGAUACCAAUGUAUUGGCGAAUUUAUUUGAAUGUUGGCCUGACAUGGAGUAUACUAUUUCAGAUUGCAGCCAAAUUCUAUUGCCCUUUUGUUUCUUGGGUCACUUCAGUUUAUAUGUAUUUAACAUGAACACCAGAAGCAUCUAUAUAAUGGACUCCAUGCCUCUACCAUCAUGGUUUAAGGGUAACGAUCCAAGCAUGCAUUAUAUUCACAAAAUACAUAAUAUUGCCAAUAAUAUGAAUGUUGCCAUGAAAUUGGCUAAUCCUACAUGGAAAGACGAUAUUUAUAUGUGGCGUCGUAUAGUACCAUCAUGGGUUCCAAAAACAUUAAACUGGGAUUUAUCAGGCUUUCUUGUUAUCAACUUUAUGCACUCGUGGAAUGGUAAAAGGUUACCCUGCAUUUCCACUACUUCAAGUGUACUGAGGACCAAAUUCUUGGUAGAGUUGAUGAAGUACCAGGACAAUGAAUGUAAUGACAAUAUUCCAGAAGAAAUACAAAAGAUUAUUAAGCGCAUCAGUGUUUAG
This is a messenger RNA of Zea mays, 1028 nucleotides long. RefSeq lists its product as uncharacterized. The record is from RefSeq and is a predicted model, not a curated record. The transcript has 5 exons. The coding region runs from base 549 to 1028 and encodes 159 amino acids. NCBI's taxonomy places the organism in Eukaryota, Viridiplantae, Streptophyta, Magnoliopsida, Poales, Poaceae.